Molecule: messenger RNA, 1600 nt
Organism: Poecilia latipinna (sailfin molly)
Lineage: Eukaryota; Metazoa; Chordata; Actinopteri; Cyprinodontiformes; Poeciliidae
Gene: ephx5
Product: epoxide hydrolase 5
Exons: 10
Coding region: 120-1535 (471 amino acids)
Biological process (GO): arachidonate metabolic process; epoxide metabolic process
Molecular function (GO): epoxide hydrolase activity
Source: RefSeq, a predicted model, not a curated record
GUUUGUUUUGGCUUUUUCUGACGUUAGAAGCGUGAACCCCAUCUUCAUCAGGAGGUGUAAAAAACGCGAUAAAUAAGCAUAAAGCAACCUGUGCGAGUGGUCACGUUUUGAGCUACACAAUGCAGAGACUUCAACUUUUGAAGGACACGUUUUUUGGGCUGGAUGUUGCACAACAGCAGCUUCUUAUUGGGUGUGCUGUGGCAGCAGCUGCGGCAGGUGGAAUCCUGACCUAUGCAAUGCAGAGAAGAAGCAAAAUGAGAACUAUCCCUGUUGGUGAGGGAUGGUGGGGAGCAGGAGAAAAACCACUCUUAGAGGAUCAAAAAAUAUACCCCUUUACAGUGGAAACGUCAGAUGAAGAGAUUGAGGAUCUCUAUGAACGCAUUGACAAAACCCGGUUCACUGACCCUUUGGAGGACAGUGGCUUCCAGUAUGGCUUCAAUUCCACUUAUCUUAAGAAGGUGGUUUCUUAUUGGAGGAAUACGUUUGACUGGAAAAAGCAAGUGGCCAUGCUGAACAAGUAUCCACACUUCAAAACCAAAAUAGAAGGACUGGACGUGCACUUCAUCCAUGUGCGCCCACUACAGAAUGGGGACCAGAGGGCUCUGCCGCUCAUGCUUGUUCACGGCUGGCCUGGCUCCUUCUAUGAGUUCUACAAGAUUCUUCCACUUCUCACGCAGAACCAAAACAGAAUUGCGUUUGAGGUUGUGAUCCCCUCCAUACCUGGCUACGGCUUCUCAGAAGCCCCUCAUAAGAAAGGUUUUAACAGUUUGGCUGCUGCUCGGAUUUUCCUCACACUCAUGGAGCGCCUGGGCUUCUCCCAGUUCUACCUACACGGAGGAGACUGGGGCUCGCUCAUCACCACCAACAUGGCUCAGAUGAGGCCGGACUGUGUCAAAGGGCUCCACCUAAACAUGUGCAUGUCAAAUAGGGGUUUCAAAGUGUUACUCUCCAUAAUCAUUGGGCCUUACUUUCCCUUCCUGGUCGGCUUGAGCCAGGAAGACGUUCGCAGGAUGUUCCCUUUCUUUCAGAAGAAUGUGUGGGAGAUACUGCAGGAAUCUGGCUACCUUCACAUUCAGGCAACUAAACCUGACACAGCCGGACGUGGACUGAAUGACUCGCCUGUGGCCUUGGCGGCCUACAUUCUGGAAAAGUUCUCCACCUGGACUCACCUAAAGAACAGAGAUCUGGAGGACGGUGGGCUGGAGAGAAAAUUCAGCCUGGAUGAUCUUUUGACGAACGUCAUGAUCUACUGGACCACAGGCUCAAUCAUCUCCUCCAUGCGGUUCUACAAAGAGAACUUUAGCAGCAACCUCUAUGACAGGAUUGACACUAGGACGGGGAUAUUUGUGCCCACUGGAGUGGCUGCUUUCCCCCAGGAGCUCAUGCAUUGCCCCAAAUCCUGGGCACAGAUCCGGUACCAGCACAUCGUCUCCUACACCUUCAUGCCCCGAGGCGGACACUUCCCCGCCUUGGAGGAGCCCCGGCUCCUGGCCAACGACGUCAUCCAGUUUGCCAAAACAGUAGAAAAUCUCUGAAAGUCUUCUGACUAAAACAGUUGUAUGGAUUUUAUUACAAUCAACAUAUUAAGUUCCACAAAUAC